CUUCCGCGGGCGCACAGAGGAUCCCGAGAGCGCAGCAGCAUCACUUGAGUCCGACUCACAGGUGCUCCUCUGCCGCUGCUCUGCUCUUGAACUGGCACCUGCCGUUAUAUUUGCUCGGAAACUAAAAGUUCAGAGUCGAUUGCUGGGAGAGAAUUUUCUCAAACACACAGGGAUUACCGCGGUUUACAGCUACAUCAAGGAUGUGCGGUAUGGACGUGGACCUGGACGACGGCGGUUCUGCUGAGGAGGAGAAAGAGGAAGAUUUCUGGAUCGGAGAGGGCGUGAAGAUGCUUCCCCCGCCUGUGGCUCACAGCGGGGGCAGCGCUUGGGGCAGCCGUAGGGGAAGGUGUGGCUGCGUGGCCUGCGGGGCGGCUCUCAUCCUCUGGAACCUGUGCGUGGUCUUAGCCAGCGCUCUGCUCCUGGCUGUGGUCUUCUCUGUGGUGCUCCUGCCUGCAGGGCUGCUGCUGUAUGCUGGUUUCCUCUGCCACUCCAGGGUCCUUGAUGCACCCUCUGCCAUCUGCCAUUAUCUCGAUGACAACAGCUGCUCUGCCCUCAUCAUCCUGGGCUUUGUGAUGAUGUCUCCGCUCGUGAUUGUGGCGGCGGCAGUCUUCUGCGGGCUGCUCCGAAAGUUUCGACUCCUGCUUUUCAUUCAGCCAAUCAAGCGCGCCUGGUACAGAGGGAGGCUGCUGGACUGGGCGGGCAGCAUCCACGCCUGGGUUUGAUCACAACAGAGAAGGUGGUGCUGAGGGUCACAGUGAUCGGAAAGAUUGAUUUGUGCAAGACGAACCUGAGGGUUACAGAUGUUUUGCAAAAAUAGAAACAUCAUUAUAGUCGAUAAGACAGUCAUACAGCUAAUACUUACUUUGUCAAUGGUUGUAAAAAUGUUUGACAUUUUAGAAAUAUUCGAGUCCUCUUUUCUCCUGUUAGUUUUGGUGAGAAAAUCAAUAUCACCCUCAUGUCUGUGUGGUGAUAUUGAAGCUGCAAAGACCAGAUAAUUAACUUAGAACGGGAUAAAGACUGAAAACUUUGAUUCAGGGUGAAACCCAAAACACAUACAUUAAUAUAAACCACCUAAAAAGAUAUUCCAGAGCUUUAGAGGUGACAGUAGGAAGAUUAAAUUAGCCUUUCCAGCUAGAUGUUGCUGGGAUUUGUGCUUAUCAAACAGCCAUCUGCCUUCAGCCUCCUCUUUGAGAGUGCAGUCACCUCUCACUGAUCUCUCAGACAGAAUCCAAAAGUGUAACUUCUAAAAUGUCAAACUGUUCUUUCAAGACCAAGACCUGUGUUAUUGUGUCACAUAUUUCUUUUUAUUCAUUUGGCUACUCGCGGCCCAUUCUGGGUAAUUUUGUGAAUUGUUUUUUUUUGUUUUGUUUUUUUGAAAAUGACCCUAGAUGAGGGUUUGUUGGGUUUGUGUGGCUUUUACACAGAAACAGACCAGUUUUCUUAGAUAUGUAGUGCCAUCUUACAAGAAUCUUAAAGCAAAACACAUUACGGGCUCAUUAUUGAAGUAAACCAGAUGCAUAUUAGAACAGACGAGAAAAAAAAACAUGCAAACUUCUUGGAGAGUGAAGGAUACCUGCAGAGUAUUCACGCAAGCUUUAACAGCUCCUUGUUGGUUUAUUUUGAGGACACAUCAAACACCAGUUUAACUAUGAUUUUGUACAAAAGCUCAUAUUGUUGUGAUUUUGUAUUGCCUGUUUGCGAACUACAUGGAUGUGUUUAAAUGUGAGACCUUCUCAGAAGGUUGUAUUUGUGGUUGCACUUGAGAACUCUCUAAAUAAGAAAAACCGUUUUUCCAAGCAUGCGAUUAAAGCCCCGUCCACACAGGGAACAAUUUGUUCGUUUCACUCCCGGCUUUGUCUCUGACAGUUGGUCACUAGCGGACAUUCCAGGUUGCCUAGGUUACCCUCUAAUGUACAGUGUUGUGCAAAAGUCUUGGCCCACCCUUCAUUUCUUUAUGUUUUGCUUCCAAAAAGCCAAACUUGAUAGUAAUUUUUAAAACAUUUUCUUGAACAUCAGUUUUGUUGUUGUUUUUUUGUUUUUUUCCCCACUCAUUUUCAGUUGAAGCUAUAAAAAUGCCAAAGAUAUCAAAGUUUGAAGGCAUUUUUGCACCAACAAGGUAAUACCCAAAGUGCUAUUAGCUAAAGAUUUGGCAUAUCUAGAAAAAAGGAAAACUGCAGCAAAGACCUGACACAGGACCUGAGUGAUGCAUCUAUCCCUUCAGUUGAUCCAUCUACUGUUCAUUCAAGAUAAUUCAUUCAAAUCAUCAGUAUAUAGAGAGGAGGUCAGGAGAGAUGAACAACAGUGAGUGUCUGCAGCCAUCUGCAAAACAGUGGAGGCGCUGUCAUGGUUUGGGGAUGCAUUUCAGCAAGUGGUGUUGGAACCAUCAGAAAAGCAUCAGAUUUUUCAGUGAUCCCAAACACACCUCUAAUUCAGUAAAAGCAAACCUGGCUAGAAAAGCACGCAAUGAAACACACUGAAGCAGUGUGGGAUCAUCUUCACAGAGAACAGAAGGUAGCCAACAUCCAAAGAAGAGCAUUGAAUGGCCUUUAAGAAGCCUGCAGAACUUUUCCUGAAGACUACUUAAAGAAAUUACAAGAAAACAAGAAAGUUCAGUUCAAAUAGAAUUGUACAAGCUCCAUACACUGCAUUUCUAUGUUUGCUUGCACAUGUUUCGAUAAAUUAUUGCAAAAUAAAAAGAAACAAUGGGUGGCUUGAGACUUUUCCAAAGUUCUGUAGCUCAUAUCGUUGUCAUGUGUCAAUCAACGGCAUUCCUGCCUUCUCAUUUAUAGGUGCUUCAAUCGCUCACCUGCGAUGGGGCUUUUAGGAGACCCUUAAAAACAAGGCGAAUCUUGUGAAAUGCAUUAUAACUAGAAUUACUCUCUUGCGGUUUUUGCAGAAUAUGAUGUUGUCAUUAUUUUGACGACAUCUAAUAGGAUUUUUUCCUAUUAGACAUUUUUGUAAGUUAUGGCCUAAAGUGUCACGAGGAACAUCAAAGCUUUGAUUAUGAGGAUCAUCCUUGAGUCGAAGCGAGUUUUUGUGCCAAAAAUAUGAAGCAGUUCCUUCAUGAUGUUCACAUGGAAUCAUAAACGCCCACCCAGUGGCAUAAAAAACUUUCACAAAGACUUAAAUUGACAGUAAAGUUUAUUCCCAAGGAGUUUUACCCAAUGUAGCAUCAUCAGCAGUCAUACCUUGUGAAUGUGGGGGCGAUAUGAAACAUAUUUCAUUUUAAUGCUUCUUUUAGAUCACAUUGUGCCAUAAAAAAACACCCCUCUUCGUGAACACAACUAAAGUCGACAGCAUGACAAAGUAAUUGCCUUUCAGUGGGAUCAGACUAUUAAAGAGGGAUUUGAAUCAUCACAUCAGGAGUUCAUUGUGUUGCCUCUUUGCUUUCCGGUCCUUUAAAUUCACCAGUGACACGCUGCAAACCCUUUUAUCUGUGUCCUUGCUCCAUAGCUAAGUGUUCAGACUUGUGGCUUUGCCUUUCAGAAGGAAGAAAUAAAUCAUAUUUAAUGAUGGGCAUUGAUUAUUCAUCCUCUGCCACUUGUAUCAUGCUAAAUUAUAUGUAUUUUUUAGCUUAUUUAUUUGUGUGUUUUGUUUGUGUUUAUUAAUCUGAAUGUGCUCUGUUAAUCCAGCCAGAUAAAGAAUGGAUCGAAGUUAAGACCAGUGUUUUGGAGAACCGUGUAGGAAAAAGGCUGAAAUAGUUUUUUUUAAUGUCACAGGGUUGUAUACCACAUCUGAAGCAAAUUACUGGGAAAAUUGCAGCAGCUAAUUGAGGUUUAUUUAUUUUUUUGUUCAAAGUGAACUUUGGUGUUAUCAACAAAACAGCAUGUUCUGACCUUCCAUCAAUAAAAAAAGAGGACAU
Messenger RNA from Maylandia zebra (zebra mbuna), 3862 nucleotides. RefSeq names its product transmembrane protein 88b-like (gene tmem88bl). Gene Ontology annotation, cellular component: plasma membrane. Gene Ontology annotation, molecular function: PDZ domain binding. NCBI's taxonomy places the organism in Eukaryota, Metazoa, Chordata, Actinopteri, Cichliformes, Cichlidae. The record is from RefSeq and is a predicted model, not a curated record.